AUGCCCUUGCGGGCGUACGUGGGCAUGCUGGCACGCGGAGCCAGGCCUGGCGCGUACACGUUUCCGCCGUUGCUCAAGGCGGUGGUGGCAGAGCGGGGCGCCGUGGCGUCGGCCGCCGGAGACUCUGUCCACGCGCAUGUGGUUAAGUUUGGGCUGCAGCUCAACGCCCACGUGGCGAGCUCGCUGGUCCUCAUGUACGCGGCCAGGGGCGACGGCGUGACGGCGCGCGCACUGCUGGAUGUGCAGCCCGCCAGAGGUGGCGGCACGCCCGUCAUGUGGAAUGCGCUUAUGUCCGUACACAAGAGAAGCAGGCAGUUCAGGCUGUCAUGCUGCUCUUUCCUGGAUAUGGUGAGGGCUGGCAUUGUGGCCACGCCGGUCACCUACAUCACGGUGCUGUCAGCAUGCGGCCAAGGCAACGACGUCCUGCUCGGAAUGCAGCUGCACAAGCGCGUCAUUGAGAGUGGGGUGUUGCCUGACCUCAAGGUGGAGAAUGCGCUCGUUGAUAUGUAUGCCGAGUGUGGAGAGAUGGAAGCAGCUUGGGAUUUGUUUGACAGCAUGCAGGUGAGGAACAUUGUGUCGUGGACAUCGGUGAUCUAUGGGUGUGUAAGACUAGGCCAGGUUGAUCGAGCCAGAGUACUGUUUGAUCGUAUGCCUGAGAGGGACACCGUCUCAUGGACUGCAAUGAUUGAUGGUUAUGUACAAGCUGGCCAGUUCCGAGAGGCAUUGGAGAUGUUUCGUGAGAUGCAACUUAGCAAGGUGAGGGCAGAUGAGUUCACCAUGGUCAGCAUAGUCACGGCAUGCGCGCAGCUUGGUGCUUUAGAGACAGGGGAGUGGGCUAGAAUUUACAUGAACAGACAUGGGAUCAAGAUGGAUACUUUUGUUGGGAAUGCGCUCAUAGACAUGUAUUCAAAGUGUGGGAGCAUCGAGAGGGCAAUGGACGUGUUCAAUGAGAUGCACAGUAGAGAUAAGUUUACUUGGACCGCUAUUAUACUUGGUCUUGCAGUGAAUGGCCAUGGUGAGGAGGCUAUCAAUAUGUUUGACAGGAUGCUUAGGGCGUUUGAAGCUCCAGACGAGGUGACCUUCAUUGGCGUUCUCACUGCCUGUACUCAUGCUGGCUUGGUUGACAAAGGACGAGACUUCUUUCUCAGCAUGACUGUGACCUACAGGAUUGCUCCUAAUGUGAUGCAUUAUGGAUGCAUGAUCGACCUCCUUGGGCGAGCUGGGAAACUAAGAGAAGCAUUGGAGACAAUAGGUAAAAUGCCCAUGAAACCCAGCUCUGCAAUCUGGGGGACCCUGCUGGCAGCUUGUAGGGUCCAUGGUAACUCAGAGAUAGGUGAAUUGGCAGCAGAACGUCUCCUUGAGUUGGAUCCAGAGAACAGUAUGGCCUACGUCCUUUUGUCCAAUCUGUAUGCAAAAUCUAAUAGAUGGGGAGAUGUCCGGUGGCUUAGGCAGGUAAUGAUGGAGAAAGGAAUCAAGAAAGAGCCUGGUUGCAGUCUUAUUGAAAUGAAUGGCACAAUUCACGAAUUUGUAGCUGGCGAUAGAUCUCAUCCUAUGAGCGAAGAAAUCUAUUCUAAAUUGGACAAGGUACUCACGGAUUUGAAGAAUGAUGGAUAUGUACCUGAUGUAACCGAGGUCUUUGUUCAAGUCACAGAAGAAGAAAAACAAAAAGUUCUUUAUUGGCACAGCGAAAAGUUGGCUGUCGCUUUUGCAUUACUCGUAUCAGAAUCCAGUGUGACAAUAAGGAUCGUGAAAAACUUGAGGAUGUGUUUAGACUGCCACAAUGCAAUUAAAUUGAUCACCAAGUUAUAUAUGAGAGAGAUUGUUGUGAGGGACAGGACACGCUUCCAUCAUUUUAGACAUGGACUCUGUUCUUGUAAGGACUAUUGGUAA
This is a messenger RNA of Triticum turgidum subsp. durum (durum wheat), 1890 nucleotides long. The record is from the annotation of a GenBank genome assembly. NCBI's taxonomy places the organism in Eukaryota, Viridiplantae, Streptophyta, Magnoliopsida, Poales, Poaceae.